AUGCCAGCUCACGCGAAUCAAAAAUCACAACGACAUUGGUCGAAAAAUGUGAGAGAUGUCUCCUUAAUACACGAUGGUUUACAACUCCGUGUAGAAGGUGGAGCCGAAAAUGGCGAGUUUUUAUACGUGGUUGCGUUGCCUACCGAGAAAACUCGUUACAGGAAAGGUCGUUUUCGUACCGGAGAUAUUUUGAUCGAAUUGAACGAGGAAGCUGUCGUCGGCCUUACUUUGCAAGACUUGAUGAACCGUAUUAAUAAAGCUGGCAAGAAAGUGAAUUUCAAAGUCGUGCAACCAGGUAGGGGUGUGCUGUGUUUUUGUACGCAUUUUGUUACUGAUAAUGUAUGAGAAGGUGAAAUGAUAGUUUGGAAUAGAUGGAAUGCAUUAUUAAAAUGCAUUGUGAUGUUUUGAUAGUGAACUUUAUAUUGUAAGAAUCCAUAUAGUCUGCAAGCAAAAAUUUUAGGUAUGUACGCAAAAAAUGAUUUUGAUAUUUUGGUAAUAGCCAUGCAUUGUGAUGAUUAAGUAGAGGUGUUAUACAGCUGCAUGUAAUGAUAGAUAGAUACCAAGUGAAUAAAGAUACCAAGUGAAUAAAGGUUAGUAAUAUUUGCUGCAUAUAAUUGAUAUAAAUAUAUAAAAGGUUUGGCUAUUAAUCGCGAUAUAUACUGUUGAAAUGUAACAAUAUACAUAUUAUGUGGUUGAACCUAGUCGGAACUGAUUCAGGCGAAUAUAUUUAGAGCCAGAUAAGAUAGAAAUGAUCUUGAUAACCCAGUAAUAGCCACAAUAACCGCAAAUAUAACAACAUUAAUGUAAAUCACAAAGUACUUUUGGUGUCUUGGGCUCGCGGCCGAAUAUAUGUAGGUAUAUGAUUUAUGAUUCAUUGAAGAAGUAUGCGGAUAUAUUAAAUCAUUCUUGCAUUCUGUGGCUUAAUAUCACGCUGGCUGUUAACUGUAAUUCAUGAUCUCAGCCAGCUGGUGUAAUUGGAAACCUGUUCCAAUGAAAGAGGCCAGUCACGUCAGGCGAUGCUGCACAUUUUUUGCCCUUAGGCUUAGCGGUAAAAGGCAAAGAAGGCAAAACAAGUCGGUUUUACAAUCCGCUUAUAAAAUAACGACAAAAGUAUAUAUGUUCUUUUGAAAUAAGCGGACAAGAUCGCACAUCAUAGCCUAUUAAUAGUAGUCUUAUUUGCAUUUUUCAAACAUGGACUUUUCUAGUUUUCUUUUCCUUAUUGGACGCAUUCCUUAGUUAUAAAAUGAUGACUGUGUGAAUGCCUUUCAUACAAGCGGUUUUUGAAAAUUAUCUCAUAAAUUGUUUGGGAAAAUCUGAAAAUUGAUAAAUAAUUAUAGGGUGUUUUUUUCCAACUGUCUUUAUUGUCUAACAAAGCAUUCAGCUUGUUAAGUGGGGAUAUGUGGGUGGGUUGGACGUACUAGAGAUUUCCUCCUGGUUAAAAACGUGAAUCAUCAAAACUCUAAAGAUCACACUGGCAAUUUUUGCUGCGAUUUAUAUAGUGCGAUUUUCUCUCUCAUGUACACGAACGAGCCUUAAUAUAUGAUCUCCAAAAUGCACAAAAUGGCACUUCAGAGACUCCAGAUUUGAAAAUUUCCCCAACGGGGCUUUUCGGAGCCAAUUAACAAUUACAAAAAAUUAAAAGAUAUACUAACAUGAAAUUCUAACUAACUAAUUACUGGUAUGGAUGUAAAAAUUGUUAAAGGCCAAAUGCUACUAUGAAUGAUUUCCUAAAAGAUAUUUACGUAAUUUAUGUUUAAAAAUGUUAACUGAUGAACUACAUUUAAUGUUCUCUGGAAGUUCGUUCCAUAAGGAGACAGCACGGUAAUAGAAUGUCCGUUGGCCAGUUGCACUCCUGAAAAAGGGGAUGUUUAAAGAACUUGAGUUCCUCGUGCAACGUCCACUGAUGUCGACUCUCCUCACAAAUUGAAUAUAUCGAACGGUCGACGCUAGCUAGUGUAGGUAACGAGGAUAACAAGAUAGCUGCGGAAACGUCCUAAAAACAUAAACAGAAUUUUUCGACGUUUCUAGCGGAUACCCUGGAAGUUUCUAGCAGGUUCAGUAACUAUAGUUGGCCAUGCAAACUAGCAGGAGAAAUUAAGUGCUUUGGCUAUUUCCGAAGUGGAAAACCUGGCUACGACACGGUAUUAAAGAAGGCAUAUAGGGGGAGGGGGAAUGCCAAACUGCUAUGCAAGAAAUUAGCUUGGUUGUAGAACGUGAAACGGAUCCGAGACCAUCUUUGUGGUUGGCCAAACUUGGCCUGAAACGGCUCUGAAUCGAUUGUGAAUUCGGCUCGUGCAACAUAUGGACUCGACACGGGUCUCACACCGGGCAACUUUGUGGGUGUUGUACACCUUCUUGCGAACCGAGUCAGUAGAAUAUUCGAUAAUAUUCCAUAUACAUAUACAUGAUAUCAAACAUGGCACCUGGGGUCUAAGACGUGGUUAUAUUAAAUAUCAAAACUUGUUAUUUUUGUUUUAAUUUGUUUUUGGUAUCCAGGCGUAUCGUAGCACAAUAUAACUUUAUAAGGGUCAGUAAACUGAAAAGUCACAGUCGGACGCAUAUGUUCGCACAAUUAAGCGCUGCGUUUUACAUGUAAUGAAACUUAACGACCUUAACCUACCACUAAUUUGGUAUUAAUUGUUGCAAUUUCAGAGAGUUAAUUGAAAGACUGUUUGUCGAUGUUUGCUUUUGCCGAAAGAACUUAGUUCUAAUAAAAUAUUUUUGUUACCUAAGUUUUGAACCAAGGCCAAAGGAAUAGACAUAUUUUUGGACGAAAUACAACAUGGAACAACAUUUCACAUGACACUCGACAGUCCUAAAAUCUUGACGAAUUAGGCCGAAUUUGAUACGUAGAACAUGUUCAAUGAAGAACUGAAAUUAUGUUAUUAUAGGAUUUCAGUGCUGCAGAAGUUAAAAAUACUGAUGACCUCGACAAAUUAUUCGUACAUGACAUUAAAAAGUUUAUCUCUGAGAGUGUCUUUCUUUAGUCGUACAGGAUAUAUUGGUUUUAUGACGAGUGUACUGAAAAAGUCGUAAACACUUCAAAAUGUAGCUAUAUACGUUCGAUUCAUUUUGAUAAUUUGAAAGGAAUUAAAAAGGAAUUAAACAAAGGGUAAUUUUUGCAUGUUAUCAGUUUCUAACUUUGUUAAGAAAAGAUUACUCCAAGUUUUGUUUGAUUAUUGGUCUUGCAAGAAGUUUAAAACACGUUGUAGCUAGUAUUGUGGUAUUGCAAAAACUCGAGGAAUUUGUUCGACAAUAUUAAAUUCAAAUCUGAUAAAUAACAUUCUCAAGUGUAACAAAAUCAUUGACAUCGUCAAUACGAAACCGGUUUUCAAUAAAUUUCAAUAUUAACACAAGAUUAAAUACAUUGAUAAAUGAUAGCUUAACUCAACCAUAUUAAUAAUAGAUCAUAAUCAUAAUAAACAUAAUCAUCGAAGUAUAAUAAUGAGAAUGAUUAAAUCUUAUUUAUAGGCAUCUAUUAUUUAUAAUAAUUGUAGAUAGAAGAGUGCCUAACACAAAAUCAUUUGUAGAGCAAAAUAUAUUUAAUCUUAAAACAAUAUUAUUAUUGUUAAAGUUUCAUGUAGUUUCAUGUUCAAGUUGAUUCAGUUCAAUGUUCAACAGUUGCUUGAAUAAACUUUAUAAAACUUUAAGUUGCAACAAUUUUUUCAGUUUUACGAUUGAAGAUAUUUAUUCUUAUUAUAAAGAAACCACAUUACAACUUUUCAUCCCCUUAUAAAAUGCUUCGGAUCUGGGAAUGGGAUUUUCAGGAAUGUAAAAGAAAUUCUUUAUAUCUUUCAGGAGGUGGAAUUAACAAGGACAUGAGAGAUUUCUUGAGUCAAGACUUUCCAAACAGUGAUGAAGUUGAUAUCGACCUUCAAGAUGCUACCAGAGACAAUUUGUAUGCGAGGACAGUUCCAUGUACGUAUUUUCCUUGUUUAAACUUGAUACUAUAAAACUAAUAUACCAAUCAUAUACCAUACCAUACCAACCAGUUACCACAUCAACCACUUACCAUACCAUAUCAUACCAUAUGAUUGUCCUACCAACAUCCUGAAUAACCCAUGAAAUAACCAAUACCUCUUUAACCCGACAGGUACCACUCGCCCACCGCGCUCUGGUGAAGAGGCUGGAAUCGACUACAUAUUUAUCAGCCGUGAAAAAUUCCUGGAGAUGGAAAAGAACGGAUAUUUUCUGGAAACUGGAAGCUACAACGGCCAUUAUUACGGAACACCGAAACCGUUAUUGAGUGAUUUGAUGACGAAAGACGAACCGGCGGAAAAUGAAACUCUUCAAGUGGAAGAACAGACAAAGGACAAUACGGAAAACAGUGAACUCGUCAUAGUUCAUCGAGAAAAUUUAAAUGAGGAAAAUGGUUUGAAAGAAGGACUAGAAAAUGACAGUCAAAAUAAUGUCGAAAAAGACGAGAUCUUACAAAAUCAACCUAUUCAAGUCUAG
Paramuricea clavata is the source of this 4455-nucleotide messenger RNA. NCBI's taxonomy places the organism in Eukaryota, Metazoa, Cnidaria, Anthozoa, Malacalcyonacea, Plexauridae. The record is from the annotation of a GenBank genome assembly.